AUGUCCGCGAUCCAGAAGAAUGUCGAAUCAGCCUCCGAGGCAUACUCCUCCUUGUUCACGCAGGGGCACCUCGCGCUUCCACCAGCCAAGAAAUAUCUUGUGUUGACUUGCAUGGAUGCUCGAAUCGAUCCGGCGCAAGCAUUCGGUAUUGACCUUGGAGAUGCUCAUGUGAUUCGGAAUGCAGGAGCGUCCGCGCACGAUGCAUUGCGGAGUAUCAUCAUAUCCGAGCAGCUUCUGGGCACUCGAGAGAUUGUCCUUGUCAAGCACACUGGAUGCGGGAUGCUGACAUUCACGAAUGAAGAUGCCUAUGGGUUGGUUGAGAAGAACCUGGGAUCUGAUGCCUUGGCCGAGCUCAAAUCCCGCCAGCCGGACUUUCUUCCCUUCUCAGACCUGGAAGGGGCGGUAAAGAAGGACGUGCAGUAUCUCAGCGACAGCAAACUGGUGCCAAACGACAUUACCAUCAGCGGUUGGAUUUAUCAGGUAGAGACCGGCAAGACUGUUAGAGUUGCCUGA
Molecule: messenger RNA, 513 nt
Organism: Cladophialophora psammophila CBS 110553
Lineage: Eukaryota; Fungi; Ascomycota; Eurotiomycetes; Chaetothyriales; Herpotrichiellaceae
Product: carbonate dehydratase
Exons: 3
Coding region: 1-513 (170 amino acids)
Molecular function (GO): zinc ion binding; carbonate dehydratase activity
Source: RefSeq, a predicted model, not a curated record